AUGGCUCAAAGCACGUUCUUAUGCACUCACGACGACCGGCAUUAUGAGAACGUCGUUGCACUCGCUCUCCAUUCCUUUGAUCCAUAUCCCAGCCCCUACCCACCCCUCAUCCUCCUCCUCACCCGCCUCGUCCCCAUUCUCCUCACCCCCUCACCCUCUCUCUCACCCUCUUCGUUCUCACUCUCCCCACUCCCCUCACACUCUCACCCUGCUCUUCCCACUUCUUUCGCACUCUCCCUCCAGACAUGCUCUCUCUUGUCGCACGUGGAUCGCAGCCUCUCGUUCAUGGACCACAGCGUCGAGCACCGAUUCGACUACCGGCAGCGUGCAGUGAAUCUGGACAGGGAGCUCUUCCUUUCCCAAUUCCCCACCCUCCUCCACACACACUACCACCCACACUCUCCCUUCCUCCCUCUGCCCACCAGCUACCGGCAGCGUGCAGUGAAUCUGGACAGGGCACUCUUCCUUUCCCAAUUCCCCACCCUCCUCCACACACACUACCACCCACACUCUCCCUUCCUCCCUCUGCCCUCCAGCUACCGGCAGCGUGCAGUGAAUCUGGACAGGGCGCUCUUCCUUUCCCAAUUCCCCACCCUCCUCCACACACACUACCACCCACACUCUCCCUUCCUCCCUCUGCCCUCCAGCUACCGGCAGCGUGCAGUGAAUCUGGACAGGGCGCUCUUCCUUUCCCAAUUCCCCACCCUCCUCCACACACACUACCACCCACACUCUCCCUUCCUCCCUCUGCCCUCCAGCUACCGCCAGCGUGCAGUGAAUCUGGACAGGGCGCUAUUCCAGGCGCACAGAGGGCACAAGCUCAUGCGGGACGUGCGACCUGCUGCCAUUCGCUUCCAUGUUUUCAUGGGUUGCAACGAUCAAGGCAUCGCGCCCCUUCCUGCGCUACAUCCUAUGGGAGCCCACCGCUUGAGCCCCCGCUCCACACCCCCUCCCCCCCCCUCCCUCCCACAGGAGCCCACCACUCGUUCCUCAUCCAGCUGCAACUGGAUCAAGGCCUCUCGUCCCUUCCUGCGCUACGUCCUAUGGGAGCCCGCCAGCUGGCCACGCCGCAUCCUCAUGUACAUGGCUGACGUCAUCGACUCAGACGAGCACUACUUCAGCACCGUCGCCUGCCCCGCGCCCCGCUUCAACCACUCCCUCCUCAACGCUAGUCUCCAUUUCGCUACCUUCGCCAAGGGCAGCCCAAGCCAAUCGCCCCGCUUCCACCGCUCCCUCGUCAACGCCAGUCUGCACAUCGCCACUUUCGCCAAGGGCAGCCCGCUGUCUCUCGAGAUGAACGAUUCCUCUUAUGAUUCCGUCACCACUGGAGUUCUGAGUCGAUCCCUUCCCUCUCUUCCCCUCCCUGCACCCCCUGUAUCCCCCGACUCCCCCAUCCCCCCCACUCCCUCAAGAACGACUCGUUUUAAGAUGCCUUCACCAAUGAAGUUCAGAGUCAACCCUUUCGAUGAGGCCUUCACAAGUGGUGUCUUCCUAUUUGCCAAGAAGUUUCCUCGCGGCUCACCGACUCUGGAUAGGAUUGACAGGGAGCUUCCAACCCUCUUUAUCCCUCCUCUGCCUUACGUAACCCCAUUCUUCCCAUCCGUCCAUACCCUCGUCUUCCCUCACCCAUCUUCCCUUCACCCCAUCUCACCUCUUCCCAUCCUUCCAUACCCCCAUCCCCCCUCACCCACCUUCCCUAUUUCCAUCCUUCUUUACACCCAUCUUCCUGUUUCCGUUUCCCCACCCUUCCUCUUCGCACCCCCCUCCUGUGCUCGCAGGGAGCUACUGCAACGGCAGCCUGACAGCAUCACCCCUGACGCCUGGUGCUCUCUCCCUGCCUUCGCUGCCUCGGUUUCCCUCCCUUCUCAUCCCUCUUACCAUCCUCCUGUAACCCCACACUCCCUCUUCCCAUUAUCCCCAUCCCAUGCUCGCAGGGAGCUACUGCAGCGGCAGCCCGACAGCAUCACGCCAGUCACCUGGUGCUCUCUCCCUGCCUUCAGUGAUGCAUCGUCUCCCACAUCCCACUCAUCCUCCCCUAUACCCGUCCUCCAUGCUCCCCGCCCAUCCUCCCGUUCUUGCUUGCAGGGAGCUACUGCAGCGACAGCCUGA
Messenger RNA from Closterium sp. Naga37s-1, 2109 nucleotides. NCBI's taxonomy places the organism in Eukaryota, Viridiplantae, Streptophyta, Zygnematophyceae, Desmidiales, Closteriaceae. The record is from the annotation of a GenBank genome assembly.